This is a messenger RNA of Tetranychus urticae (two-spotted spider mite), 3483 nucleotides long. The record is from RefSeq and is a predicted model, not a curated record. Lineage: Eukaryota; Metazoa; Arthropoda; Arachnida; Trombidiformes; Tetranychidae.
GAAUGAUUGGUCAAUUAUCAUUCAAUAUGAGAUGAUAUCUCUAAGUCGGUCAAGACUCCAAAAAUGGCUAUCUUCAAUAAUUAUGAAAAGCAAAUAAUUAUCUUCUAAAAAUUUUAGAAUUAAAAACAACGCUCUCAUUUGACCUUACACAGGUUAAAUUGUAAAUAUUGGUUUUAGUGGCCAUCCUUGUAUCAAAUUCAUCCUCAUCCUUUUUUUAUUCAACGCAAAAUCAGUGGAAUCCUUGAGAAGAUGAAAUUUCAAUCAAUAACUACUCAGAAGGAUGCGGAUAGAUGAGGAGAACUGAAAAAGUACAAUACUUCUUGGGAAGCUGAGCAUCAUCAUAACUCUUCCCAUUGUAAUUAACACAUUUAUUUAUCUACCAAUUUGUUAUUUGUUAUUUUUGUUUCGUCUUUUUGUUAAUACUAUGUUAAUGUUUAUCUUUAAAUGGAUAGUUAAAUAAUUAAUCUUUCCUGUGUACACUCAACAAUUAGAUUGUAACUCAAAAUUUAACCCAAAUUUUCAACCCAAAUGUUGCUGCAUUUUCAACGGUCAACAUUUGAAGCUUGGCACCUAAACAAAAUGUUAUUCAUCUACAUUUCAAUAAUAUCUGCUAUUAUCCAUCAAAUUAAUUCAUUUCCCAGUGUGCUUAGAAUAGGUGGACUAUUCAGUGAUGGUGAAGAAGAACAAGAAUUAGUAUUUAAAUAUGCCGUUGAUAGAAUCAACUCGGAUACAACGAUUUUACCAAGAUCAGCUUUGGUCGCUCAGGUUGAACAUUUUGGUUCUGAGGAUAGUUUCAGAGCUGAUAAGAAAGUUUGUGGCCUUCUUCACGCCGGAGUGGCAGCCAUUCUUGGUCCUCUUAGUGAUUCAACCUCAAUGCAUGUUCAAUCUAUUUGUGAUGCUCUAGAAAUACCUCAUAUUGAAACUCGUUGGGAUAUUUCAUCUCAUCGAGAAGAACUUUCUAUUAACCUUUACCCUAAACCAGCUGUACUUGCUCGAGCAUACAUUGAUCUGGUAAAAUAUCUUGGUUGGAAACAAUUCUGUGUGGCUUAUGAAGAUAAUGAUGGAUUAGUGCGUCUUCAAGAAUUUCUGAAACAAGCUCAAAAAAAUGAUUGGUCAGUCAAAUUUUACAAAUUCAGACCUGGGAAACCUUACAGAGAAACAUACUGGAAAAUAAAGAAAACAGAAAUAACAAAUAUCGUUCUGGAUAUCAGGACUGAAAAUAUUAAUCGAGCUCUUAAACAUGCUCAACAAGUUGGUCUUUUAACAGAGAAACAUAACUAUUUGGUCACCUCUUUGGAUUUACACACAGUUGACUUAGAAGAUUUUAAAUUUGGUAAAACAAAAAUCUCUUCUUUUCGUUUAAUUGAUACUUCAUCGACUGAAUUAAUCACAUUGCUCGAUGAAUGGAGUUCAAUAUCAACAAGAUAUGGACGACGGACGAUUAAUCCACCUGAAAGUAUCAGAACUGAUACAGCUUUAAUUUACGAUGCUGUUAAAUUACUUGCAACUGCUCUUCAAGAUCUCGAUCAAAGUCAAUCCAUUGACAUUACUCCUAUUUCGUGUGAAAAUGGACUACCUUGGUUGCACGGUAGUUCAUUGCUUAACUACAUGAGACCGAUCACAUUUCGUGGGAUAACUGGUUUGGUCGCUUUUGAUCAACUUGGUUUCAGAUCAAGCUUCACUCUAGAUGUCAUGACAGUUUCUGAAGAUGGCUUACAAAAGAUUGGUAUUUGGAAUCCAGAGGAAGGCAAAGGUGUAAAUAUUAGUGAUGCCUGGCGAGCCUUUCUUUUCCAGACUCAUGCUCUUGAAAACAAAACGGUCGUGGUCACUACCAUUCUGAAUGAACCAUUUGCUAUGUUGAAAGGCUCUGCUCGUGAAAAGUCACAAAAUGAACGUUACGAAGGAUACGCAAUUGAUUUAAUUGACGAAUUAUCAAAAGUACUUCUCUUUAAAUAUAUUUUUCGUGAAGUUAAAGAUGAAGCCUAUGGAACAUUGAAUGAAACAACUGGAGAAUGGAAUGGGAUGAUUGGUGAGCUGAUUCGAGGAGAAGCUGAUUUAGCGAUUGCAGAUUUAACAAUUACAUCUAAACGUGAAGAAGCUGUCGAUUUCACGCUUCCUUUCAUGAAUACUGGAAUAUCAAUUUUGUUUCGUAAACCGACAAAAAAGGUUACCACAUUGUUUUCCUUCUUAUCCCCAUUUUCAAUGGUUGUUUGGGUUUAUGUUGUUGGUGCAUAUGUCGGAGUUUCUGUCAUUCUCUUCGUUGUGGGAAGACUAUCUCCAUAUGAAUGGGAUAAUCCUCACCCCUGUAGGCAAGAUGAUCAAGUAUUGGAAAAUGAUUUCAGUCUUCUGAACAGUUUCUGGUUUACCAUUGGAAGUCUUAUGCAACAAGGUUCAGACUUGGCACCCAAUAGGUCUAUGUCUACUCGAACAAUCGCUGGAAUAUGGUAUUUCUUUACACUAAUCAUGAUAUCUUCGUACACCGCUAAUCUGGCUGCUUUCUUGACCGUUGAGAAAGUCGUUUAUCCAAUCGAGGAUGCCAAAGAUUUAUCGAUGCAAACAGAGAUUGAAUAUGGCUGUGUUAAAUCAGGAUCAACCUGUGGUUUCUUCAAGGAUUCAAAUCUAACAGUUUACCGGCGAAUGUAUGAAUUUAUGAUUUCACAUCCUUAUGUUUUUGCCGCCUCUGGUGCUGAUGGUAAGAAACGCGUUCUCAAUGGUAAUUAUGCCUUCUUGAUGGAAUCAGCAUCUAUUGAGUACGCUAUUGAACGAGAAUGUAAUUUAACUCAAAUUGGUGGAUUAUUGGACAACAAGGGAUACGGGAUAGCAACUCGGCGAAACUCACCUUAUUCCAGAUUAUUGUCUCAAGGAAUCCUUCAACUUCAAGAAAGAGGUGUUCUUCACACCCUUAAAGAUCGCUGGUGGAAACAAAAGCGUGGUGGUGGUGCUUGUGCUGAUGAUGCUAAAAAAGGAUCAUCCAGUGUUACUGAGCUUAGUCUUGGUAAUGUUGGUGGUGUGUUUGUGGUACUUGUUGGUGGACUUUCAUUCUCUAUCCUAAUGGCUGUCUGUGAAUUCAUGUGGAGAGCAAGAAAAAUUGCUCCAGAUAGGAAGUCAAUGUGUGAUGAGAUGGUUCGAGAUCUCAAAUUUGCUUUAUCGUGCCAAAGUUCAACUAAACCUGCUCGAACCAGUAUUCGUUAUGCAGGAUACACAGGACCCGAUAAUGUCCAUGAAAAACCGGCGCCGUCGAUGCCAGGAUUUAUUAACUAUUGAUCAAAUUCAGCUAAUACAUUGUAAUAAUAUGGUGCAAUGGCUCUUAACAUUGGCAAAAAUGAAACCAACCUCAAUAUGCUCAACGAUGUUUUUUCCUCUUCCUCUUCCUUUCCUUUUUUUGGAAAACUUUUAAUCUAAUUUAUAUCAUCAUUCUCUUUGGUAAUCAUUAUGGUCAUUCAAGGGAGAGGACGACAAAUAACGCGAAACGAAGCCAACUUU